CGGCUCCGAGCGCCGCCCCACUGGGGAAAAACGCGGCCCCGAGUCCCCCCGGCAGCGCCAGCUGCGGCCUCCGGGCCGGGGCACAAGGACACCGCGGCGCGACGGCGGCUCCGCCCUCCCGGGGGCGGCACCGGGGCGGGGGACGCUUCUCGGUGUCGUGCACGGCCGCGGCGGGGGCAGCGCUGCCGGGUUGAACCCCCAAAUACAGAAAUGAGGAAGGUUCUGUGUGUGGAACCCGUCAUUUUCAUCUACAUUUUCGCGUCCUCCCUGACGAGCCCGCUGGUGCAGCAGUUCAUAUACCGGCGGCUCUGGCAGGACCUGUACAACACCACCAACAUCAGCGAUGCCAGCGCCUCCCACUGCGAGCAGAACCAGAGCAGCCCGACUUACAUCAAGCAGAAGGAAGUUCAAGAAAAAGCCUCUGUUUUUAACAUGCAGUUGGACUUAACUGGGGCAGUUCCCAGCCUUAUUGUUGCCUUUGUCAUUGUAGCUAAUGGGGAUCGCCAGGGACGCAAAAGGUCUUUAGUUUUACCAUCAAUGGGAGCUUUGAUUGCUGAUAUUUGCCUCACCAUAAUAUCAUAUUUUUCCUUUUCGCUUUCUAUCCUGUUUGCGGUUGCAUUUAUUACUGGACUGUUUGGGAGUGUGGCAACUUUUCUCGGAGGAGGUUUUGCUUUUAUAGCAGAUGUGUGUCACGAUGAGAAGCAGAAGACAACACGAAUAGCUGUGGUGGAUUUGAUUUUUGGAGUUGUAUCUGGAUUGGCAGGGCUCUCAUCUGGCUAUUUUCUAAGAGGAAUAGGCUUUACAUGGACAUUUGUGACAGCAUCUCUGCUUCAUCUCAUUAAUAUUAUCUAUAUUCUGUUUAUUCUGGAAGAUACAGUAGGUGUAUCUGAAUUGCAGCACCAGACACCGGUAUCUUUUACAGAACUUCUGAGAGAAACUUUUUCUGGAGUGUACAUGCUUUUUAAAACUGCUCCUUAUAAAAAGAGAAUUUUAAUCAUUGUGUUACUUUUUACAUUUAUGACUUAUUUGUUUACUGUAUUUGGUGGAAGUUCACUUUUUACACUGUAUGAACUGGAUGAGCCACUCUGCUGGAAUGAAGUAUACAUUGGAUAUGGAGCAGCUGCAUUCACUUCUGUCUCCCUGACCAGCUUUUUAGGAGUUUACUUAUUUUCUAAAUGUCUCAAAGACAUUUAUAUUGUCUUUAUUGGGAUAUUUUCUUACAUUGGAGGAAUGGUCAUGGCUGCCUUUGCCAAAACUACCCUGCUCAUGUUUUUAGUAAGAGUACCAUCUUUGCUCUGCAUUAUGCCUGUUCCUGUUCUCCGAUCCAUGCUGUCAAAAGUGGUUCUCCCUGAUGAACAGGGUGCUGUGUUUGCUUGUAUUGCCUGCUUAGAAGUUGUGACUGGCACUAUUUCACUUUCAGUUUUCAAUAUUCUUUAUGCAGCUACUGUUGCAUGGUUUUCAGGAUUUAGCUUCCUCUUGUCGGCAGGCCUCUGUCUAAUUCCACUGGCUGCCCUGUGCUGGCUUCUGUGCACAAACUGGAAUGGGGAGGACUUGGCUCUCCUUGUACCUGAAGAAGUAUCCAGCAUUGAAAGCGCUGAUAGUUGAACAAAGGAUUCACCUACCUGGGUUUUCUAAUCUGACAUGCAGUGGCAGAGACCAGUAUGUCAUACAGAGACCAGAGAGAUAACACCACAGUAGUAGAUGCAAACUCAAAGGGGCCCUACAGCAAUAAGCACUAAAUUGGUAGGACUCUUCAUCCAGUCUCUUUUUAGCGCUUGAAUAAAGCUAGUUUUUAUACUUAACUAUGCAAAUAGACCAGUGAUGGAGAUUUUAAUGCUGCUUUCAGCAUGAAUUAAAAAAUAAGGUAGGAUAAUGCUCUCUUUCCACUUACCCUUUCUCAGGUGUGAGAAUGUUAGCUGUGAAUUGUGAUACAUCUUGUAUCAUUCCAAGUGGGGUGAGAGAGAUAAGCUUAUCAACUCUCAGGGUGCUGGCAAUUCUGCUGAAGCCAGUGGAGCUCAAGCUACCCGAGGACAUCUGAAAACUGUACAGUUGAAACAGCCUGUCUAAAUGGUGAACCUCCAAACCUGUCUAAAAUUACUAAACUAAAGGUAUUUUUCUCAGAAAGCAAUUAAACUGGAGGCAGAACUUGCACCUGCUGUAAGCAGAUUUACUGCUCUGCAGUUACCCCGGAGUGUUUGUGCAAGUUUAAUGUAUGAUCUGUGGAGCUUGCCUGUGACUUAGUUCUUAAAAAGGAUUGUCACACAGAACCAUCAAAACAUUUCCAGCUUGCAGAAAGUUAGGCCUGUGCCUACAUUUUGCAGAGGUCGUAUUGCACAUAUAUUUUUAUCGGUCUCCAUGUAUUAGGGACUGCACAUAGACACCUCUAUUUUUUGUCUCACAGAUAUUUCCUGUUUUCUAGUUAAGUUUGCUGUACUUACCUUAAAUUUUUCUUCUAGUGAAAGGCUGUAACAGCAUUUCUUUUCAGUGGAUUUUAGAUUUUUUUUCUAUAACCCUGAAAUGAAGUGACCAGAUCUGAAUCAUACAUAUAAUCAUUUUGCAACUAAUGCAGUAUAAUUUAUGAGCACUUGAACAGAGUUUCUUAUCUUAAAAGCACUUUACAAAUGCUAUUAAGAACCUUCUUCUGUAAUAGGUACUAUCCUCCCUGUUGCCAAGAGAGAGAGAAAUCAACAGAGGGGACACGUGACUUGCCCAGGGCCACUGGUGAGACAGCCAAAAUUAGAAAUGUUUCUGCAUCAGCUCUUCACCUUUUUGAUUGAGAUAUUUAAGUAGAAAUUAUCCAGAGUACUAGCUUCUGGAACACAAAGCACAGGUGUUAAGGAACGCUCCCAUGUGGGUUUUUUCAGGAGAGUUUAACAGCUAGUACCGUUCUGAUCCCUGAAAGUACAGGUAGGUUUAAUGUGACCCUCUUCACCCUAAACAGAUUAGGUAGAGAAAACAAAAUAAUGUAAAGUAGUUGACAUUCACAGAAGGAAAACUCUAGGAGAGUAACUGAUUUGGGAACUGACUUCCCAUGUACACCUCACAAGAUGAAAAUGACAGACACAGCAUAUGCUGUAUAAUCGGCAGUCUCAUGGCCAUUAAUAUCCAUCAUCUAAACAGAGUUCUUCUGCAGAGCUUCUCAGUGGUACUCCACCUAAAAAAUUAGUACAUCAUGAUACUACUGUAGAUCCUUUUUGCUUGAAUGACAGCAUUGUUUCCAAACUACAUAUCAUGAUCACUGAAAAGUUUGGAAGAGGGUUCAAAUAAGGUAAAGGAGAGUUUUUAGCUUUCCAGGCAACUAUUACCUACCCAUCACUAGUGAAAACAGUUUGGUCAGGACAGAAGUAAUGAAUAUUUACACAGCUAACAGCUAUAGCCAGCUCUUGCACUUCUGUCCGGAACUACCAAAGCUGAUGUUAGUAAUUAAAGAUCAUUAGCUUUUCCUAGCUAGUUUAGACAUUAGCCAGUAAAUAAAACUGUUUAUCUCCUCUUCCUUGAGGUGCCCAAGUUGCUCCCCGCUUGUUGGACAAGUGAGCCAAGUUUUACAAUAAUCAUGGGGUCCAAAAUGAGUAUUUGUGGAGACAUUAAGAAAACACUGAUGUAAAUGAUUUUAGCACAAAGAUUACAUUGUCUUCCUUGCCUCUUCAUUAUGCAGUUACAUAAGGCUUUAAGAAAUUAACUGUUUCACACAAAACUGCCUGGAAAAAGUAAAUCAUAUUAAGGAGUGUGUGCCUUCACUUCCUCUUGGUGAACGCACACUUCUGCUAGUACUUGGAAGGUAGCAACAGUAAACCUGUUCCACAGUGGCAUUGUGUCAGUCCAAAGAACAAGCAGGUACGCUUUGGGAAUGGCAUUGUUAUGGUUUGAUUUUGCUGUACAAAGUACUUGCAGUUUGCAGGGUAUUCUUGGUAGACACAGCAUUUGGAACUAGCUGUAGGGUUAGUUCAAAACGUGAAGGAUAUGAACUGUGUUUUUUAAAAGUGCCUAGCACAGUACAAGUUGAUGAAACCAGGUACUAAUGUGCUUCGGAUUAUUAAAUCAAAAUCUUCCAAGUUUAUAAUAGUUGCUUUAUUUGUAUAGAAAUACAAAUUGUUUUGACAGAAAUUAAUAAUGAAAUUUUCUUCAUAUUUGUAGUUAUUGUUUUUUUGACAAAUAACCAAUGGGAUGACUGGUGAAGGAAUGGUUUAUGUAAACAGAAGCAGCAGCACUAUGGCUGCUUUUUAUGGUCAUAACAAACAAAGAGCAGUAUGGGAAGGUGUGUUUUCUUCUCCCUCCUGCACCUGGGGAGAGGAAAGGAUGCUGCUCAGAACGUCAGCACUAAGGAGGGGGGGGGAUUGCAGCACAGGGACAGCACUGCUGUCUGCAAGAACUCAGCAUGGGGCCUUGUGCGCACCAGUCAGACCCAGGGACCCAGAAGUGCUUUCCUCCCCUUGCUCAGGUUGGGUCCAACACAAACUCAGGGUUGGUCUGCCUCGGUUACAUUUCUUAGCACACCUCUCUUGGUGAGCUACUGCAGGUUGCUACUUGCAGCGCCUGCCUUACAGAAUGAGGCCUGUAUGAAAUAGGGAGAAAGGGCUGGGCCAGGAAGACGAGUCUGCAGCCCAACCCACUGCAGCACUUAGCAAGUGCAACCCUUCCUUUUUUAUCUCAAAAGCUCUUUGCCUCGGUCCUGUUUGAUUCCCAUUACUCUAUUAAAGGCACAAGCCGUCACACACACUUCAUACAUGUACCCUUUGCUUUCCAGCCUAGCUAAGCCCUCAAAUUAGAUUCCUUGCUCUGAAUAUGGCUUGAUCUCACCCAAGACUACAAUAAAGUAUACUAAUCCUAGAACAAAGCCACCUAAAAAUCAGUCUGGCUUCCUAAUCUGUGUCCACUCUUUGCUGCGCUGAUGAGAAACUCUACUAGGUGACUUGUCUUAAUGUAGUUUUGCUCAGGCACAAUAGCAUCCAUCCAUCCUUCAGCUCACAGCCAGGAAAGGCCAAGGAGGUGAAGCGGGGAGCUACAAGGUACCAGUAACUAUGUACAACUAUGGAUGGCUCCCUGUUUUCUGCACCUCUGUUCCUGGACCAGUACUGGUGGGGAGGCAGACCUGAAAAUCCCCCCAAAGUCAAUGCCCAGAUCUUAAGUUGCCCCAGGCUUGGCAAGGUAAUCUCUCAGCCUUUCUGGCCUGAACUCCACACUUGCAUUGUAACAACAGUUUAGUUUUACUUUAUACAAAACUGCCAAGAAACUUGGAAAUUAUAAAAUAAUAGCCAAUUUUGAUGUUUAAUAAAGUAUAUCAGCUCACAGAAAGAUCAGGGCAGCCACAGAAAAAAAAGUGAGCAGGUUUAUACUUGCAUGUUCAAUUUAUUAGUUCUGUUUAACUUCACUUAGGCAAAAAAAAUAGCACUGAGGCCUUGGCUUUUAUUUCAUAGCACAAGCCUCUCAUUUCUGCAACUCAAGUGAAAGUUUCAGAAGCUUCACUUCUUAAACAAGCUUAAACAUAAAACUAAAAUAAAACCACCACUUAAGUGUCUCAUACUGUGUCAUCUCAUUGUUUCUAAUUUACUGCAACAUUUUGCAAUAGAUGCACGUAAAAGCACUCUAAAACUUACAGGACAGAAGUAAGAGGCUUUCACCCACAUGGAUAGGGAAUCUGUUGCAGCUUUAAGCUUAAUGAAAGCAGAAAAGAUGGUUGGGAUUGUGAAAGGAGGUGUAUAGCAACAUCUCUGCUAAAAUUAUCUACAACAGAUUAAUAAGUACACUUAGCGGUUUAACCAAGUUAUUUAAACCUGCUGAAUCAACACAGUUCCUGUGUUAGAAAUACUGUCUCAAGCUCCCCACAUGUGACAAGAGAUGGCAUCUUUUGAACCACAGAUGGGUUGUUUUUUUUUUAAAUAAUAUGCCACAUCACAUUAGCUGCCUUGCAGGUUUUAUGUAUGGCAUGCAAACAGGUAUGACAUGAGAAAACACUAGUUAGAACCACCCACACUUCACAACAUUUCAAUUUCACACCACCUCCCACUUAAGCACAUAAAACACCUUUCAGUGGCCCACUCCUUUAAAAGGUAUAUUUAAAUAUAGGUGUCUCAUUCUCCCUUAAGAAGUGGUUUUGGUAAACCCACAAAAAAAUGUCUGUAUUUGUCAUCUUGUACCACUGUAUCUUCAUGUUCACACUGCAGCAGCUUUAUUAGGUACUGUCAUAAUGAAGCAACGUUCUUUCUUAAUCCCUGAAUACUAAAGUACCUAGAUCUACUAGGUCUCUAGUGCUCUUUUGGAUUAUGUUCUCAAAUGGAUUUUAAAACACUUCUUUGAACUCCAAAUGGAACUUGCUUCUACUUUCAGAAAACAAAAUCCUCUCAGGGACAAAGAUGAAAAAAAUCCAGACCUUUCACUCCCUUUUAACAGGGAUACUUCCAAUUCUACACAAAAGCUUAAUGACUCACUCAUGAAUAACAGUCAACAGUGGAGAGAAAAUAAAUGUAGCAGGAUUCCAUUGGCAGUGCAGAAGUUCAAGAUCUUUAAAGAUAUCAUAAGGAAAAAGAACAACACUGUUUGUGUUGUGGAUAAGAUAUUCUUGAUUUACGAUUAAAUAUAUUUUGGAACGCAACAGCAUUUAUAGCAAACUUUUAUUCAAUAGUUUAAAAAGUGUAUGGAAGUUUUCAUGAACAGAGAGUUACUCGAUGGAAAAUACCUUUUCCCCCUUAAAAAGUUCUUCUGCAAGAACAAAUAUUAAAUGCAUUUACCUACAGUAAUCUGCUUUAAAAUGCAUGGAUAUUUUUGGAUUUCUUGUAUACAUCUAUGGCAUUUCCAUAGUUAAGCUAUUGUCCUGAGCAGUGUAUGAGGAGUCAUUACUGAAACUUUCUAGUUACAGGACAUUUAUGUAAUUGACAACAAGCACAGAACAACUUAUAGACUUCUAACAUUUAAUGUGCCUUUUCACGAAGGAAGGCAAAUGAUAACUGUAGGACUGCUUAACACUGUGAGUGUCAUUUAGUAUCAUGUAUUCAGAUCUGCAGUAUAAAGACACACAUGGAACAUUUUUAGGGAGUACAUUUUGUUACAAUAAACCAAGUUUGUA
Molecule: messenger RNA, 7060 nt
Organism: Cuculus canorus (common cuckoo)
Lineage: Eukaryota; Metazoa; Chordata; Aves; Cuculiformes; Cuculidae
Gene: SLC46A3
Product: solute carrier family 46 member 3
Exons: 6
Coding region: 211-1605 (464 amino acids)
Biological process (GO): vacuolar transmembrane transport
Cellular component (GO): lysosomal membrane
Molecular function (GO): transmembrane transporter activity
Source: RefSeq, a predicted model, not a curated record